Messenger RNA from Rotaria sp. Silwood2, 507 nucleotides. Lineage: Eukaryota; Metazoa; Rotifera; Eurotatoria; Philodinida; Philodinidae. The record is from the annotation of a GenBank genome assembly.
AUGACUCUGGCACAUACCAAUACGAUUAGGUCACAUGUUAACAAAUUUUUACAACAAGAACCUGAUCAUGAAUGGUUGAUGGUACCACUCAAUGGUAAAUGCGGUAAAGACGAAUUCAAAAAUACGGUUGUCUAUUCAACUUUUCCUUCCAAUUUGACUCGGAAUGAUUUCGCCUAUUAUAUUGAUACAACAUUCUCGGAUUUAGAAGAAGAUAUGAGAAAAAAAAUGAAAGGAUUAUAUGUUACGAAUCGUCAUUCAUUUCAGGAAGAAACCAUUGAAUUUGAUUAUAGUGUUAAAAAUGGUAAAAUAUCAGCAUCAUUACUUCAAGUCAUCGCCGAAAAGAAUAGUGCUAAUGAGUUAGAUGUCAUCGUUGGUGUUAUUUCUCUAGUUCGAACACCGGAAAUUGGUUGGUAUUUCAAUAACGAUUAUUGGCAAAGUGACAAAGAUCGAGUAAAACGAGGUUUACAAUAUAUUUUUGGAAAUGAAGCUCAAAAACAGUUAUCCUAG